AUGCGAAAGUGUAAGGUUUUCGUUGGAAAUUCUCAUCCCGAGCUGGGAGCUCAGAUUUGCGAGAGGUUAGGUAUCGAACCAGCUCCGUGUAUUUUGAAGAAGUUCGCCAACGGCGAGACUUCUGUGCAAAUCGGCGCAUCAGUGCGUGACGACGACGUGUAUGUGAUUCAGUCCGGAUCGCCAACGGUUAAUGACCAUAUUAUGGAACUUUUGAUCCUUGUAUCUGCUUGCAGGGGAGGUUCUGCCAAAAAAAUCACCGCUGUGAUCCCACAUUUCCCAUACUCGAAGCAAUGCAAGAUGAAGAAGCACAGAGGUGCGAUUACUGCUAGAAUGCUGGCCAAUUUGCUUAUCAUGGCGGGCGCAGACCAUGUGGUUUCGAUGGAUUUGCAUGCUUCACAAAUGCAAGGGUUCUUUUCUAAGCCUGUAGAUAACCUAUAUGGGGGUCCAAGCUUGGCUAGAUGGAUCAAGGAGAACGUCGAAGAUUACCAGGACGCAGUGGUCGUGUCGAAAAAUCCUGGGGGAACUAAGAGGGUCACGGCGCUAGCCGAUACUUUAAAGAUCAAUUUCGCCAUGAUCCACACCGACCGUCGCCGUUCGAAAGAUCUAUAUGCACAAAACAGAGAUCUCAGACAGCUGAGACUGAGGAAGCAAUCUCUUCUGAAGAAGAACAAACCAAUUGUUAGACAGGGCGACGGUCCAGAUAUAGAAGAAAACAUCAUUCUAACAAAUGGUAUACAGACAGCCAGAAUCCGUAAUGGCCAUGUUAUCGACGAUGAAGAGGAAGAAGACGAGGAAGAAGAGGCUAUUCUAGAAUCUGACAGCGAAGCGGGGUCUUUGACCGCCAGCGAUUCGUAUGCUUUAGGUGGUACUUUUAACGCCGAUGACUCGGAUGACGACGAGGGACUCGACGAACAACAACAAGAGAAACUUAUUACGCUGGUGGGGAAUGUGCAUGGACGCUCUGCUAUCAUAUUAGAUGACAUGAUCGACAGACCAGGUUCGUUUGUAAGUGCGGCCGAACAUUUAGUUCAGAACUGCGGAGCUAAGAAGGUUUAUGUCGUAGCAACACAUGGUAUAUUUACCGGUGACUGCCUGGAACAGCUGGAGCAGUCCGACGUUAUUCAUCAGAUCGUCGUCACCAACACAUAUCCUAUCACCAGGGAACGCUUGCAAAAAUCGAAAAAACUGGUGGUCAUCGACGUUUCACCGAUUUUCGCCGAAUCUAUUCGCCGUGACCAUUACGGUGAAAGUAUCUCGGUGCUCUUCGACUCGUUAGGCUCACUUUGA
Torulaspora globosa is the source of this 1287-nucleotide messenger RNA. RefSeq names its product ribose phosphate diphosphokinase subunit PRS1 (gene PRS1). Gene Ontology annotation, cellular component: cytoplasm; ribose phosphate diphosphokinase complex. The transcript has a single exon. NCBI's taxonomy places the organism in Eukaryota, Fungi, Ascomycota, Saccharomycetes, Saccharomycetales, Saccharomycetaceae. The record is from RefSeq and is a predicted model, not a curated record. Gene Ontology annotation, biological process: 5-phosphoribose 1-diphosphate biosynthetic process; purine nucleotide biosynthetic process; ribonucleoside monophosphate biosynthetic process. The coding region runs from base 1 to 1287 and encodes 428 amino acids. Gene Ontology annotation, molecular function: ribose phosphate diphosphokinase activity; magnesium ion binding.